Messenger RNA from Myripristis murdjan (pinecone soldierfish), 3653 nucleotides. Its product is annotated as synaptotagmin-4-like. Bases 544 to 2181 code for a protein of 545 amino acids. Gene Ontology annotation, biological process: vesicle fusion; calcium ion-regulated exocytosis of neurotransmitter. The transcript is spliced from 5 exons. Gene Ontology annotation, cellular component: plasma membrane; axon; synapse. Gene Ontology annotation, molecular function: phosphatidylserine binding; SNARE binding; calcium-dependent phospholipid binding. The record is from RefSeq and is a predicted model, not a curated record. Lineage: Eukaryota; Metazoa; Chordata; Actinopteri; Holocentriformes; Holocentridae.
CGAUGAGAAGUAUUAUGAAAUGGGUAUCUCCGCCCACAGCCCCCACCCUAACAGGGAGAAAAAAUACCAGUCCAGUGUCUCUAUAGAUGACAGCGUCAGUGUUGUGGUACAACUCUGAAAGGAGCCACUUGGGAUGACAAGAUGAUCUUCGGCCUUGAACAGGAGAGACAUUUUUCAGCUGAUAACUUGACUGCAACCUGUGGAAGGUGAUCUAUUCUAUAUGAGAGAGAAACUGUUUGAUGAACUCUGCUGAAGUUGUCAUUUAACAUGCCGUUUCCUUAAAUAUCCAAGAUGCUUUGAUGGAACUACAUACAGGUUUUGGGUGCCUGGCACUCCGAAACAAUGGCGUAGACUCACCAUCUGAAGCAGAGAUACCUGCGGAGAUAUUACCAGGAUAUUUUCAAGGCAUGUUCAUAAAACGAGCAAAUGAUCUUCUGUAAGGGGAUUUGGAGAUGGAUUGAACUGCCCUUCUUGGUGCUCCAUAUCUGCGUGGAUAUUCUCUCAGGAUAGGAUCAGACAGAUCCUCAACUCAUUACUGGCAACAUGCCUUACCAUGAUGAAGAGUACCCAGGUCAGCCACUCUGGCAGUCUGUGCUGCUGUUCUGCUGUAAGGGUAUGAUCGAAGGCAUCAUGGUCAUACUCUUCUUCUGGCUGCUGGUGCAGGUUCUUUUCACCAAGCAAUUAGAAGUUCACCUCCAGAUCCUGCUUAUGGUUGGCCUGAUCGUUUUUUGUCUGUGCUUGAUCCUGGGAUGUAUUAUGUGCUGGAGGAAGAGUAAGAUUUGUCCUUUGAAUGACAAAGAGCCUGUGACGUCAACACCUGCUGAACCCGUGACCCUUGCCCAGAGCCCACCCCUGUCAGCCACCACAGCAGUUGCCAGGCAGCAAUACGAGGAGCUGGAUGGAGAUAUUAUGGAGUACCCUUCCACGUUCAGCAGUCCUGCACCUUCUCACCAUGAAUUUUCCUCUCUGCCGUUCUCUUCUCGUGCCCAUGUUACAUCUGAAUGGAAGGAGCACCCAAAGUCCUACUUUUCCCUGCGCCGCCUCAGCACCCCACCGUUAACAUCCCCCCUCUAUAAGCCCAUAGAUAACAGCCAUACUUCUUUGCCUACACUUCCCAAAUUGGGACUAUUGUCCAAAACACGCAAGGUCCUCGAGAGGCGCUGCACUGUGACUGGAGAUAGCAUUUCCUAUACUGAGCGUAGCAGGCUCACCAGCACCGGUGCCGGUUCUCCCUCCCUGACUGAGGAUCCGAUACCACUGGCUCCACUGACCUAUGGCUCCAGUGCCAGCUGCAGACAGCCUGCCUCACCAAUCCCUUGCCUCCACUUCACUAUGGCCUUCUCUCCAGAGCAGCAAACCCUGACUGUGACUAUUCUCAGCUUGACUGGGACUCCCCACAGACUGGAGGAUGUGUCUGUGCUGGGCAGCCUGCCUCCUCUGUACCCCUGUCCCAUACAAGCCUCCACCCAGCGCAGCCUCAGUCUUGAACCCUAUAGCCUGAUGUUGGUUUUGAAGGUGAGCUCUGUUAAGGAACUCCAAAGAUGCGUUCUGAGAAUAACUCUGUACACGCGGGAGCUGCAGACCCUGAAAGGCUCCACAUUGGGUGAACUGGAAGCCCAGUGUGGAGGAAAAGACUGGAAAGCUGAUCACCCACUACACUUCACUAAAGAGCUUAGCCCAAACAAGUGGAUGCUAAAAAAGAGUGUGAACUCCCAGGAUGCACUGAUGAGCAAGGGGCUUAGCUGCCCACCACAGAUCUUAGGUCAGCUCUUCAUUGUGCUUCAAUAUCAGAAUCUGGUCCACCGCAUCAAAGCCAUGGUUCUCAGAGGAGAUAACCUAGCCAGCCUCACUCACAUGCCUGCAGCACCAGAUUAUCAUUUGAUGAUCAAUCUGCGGCAUGAGGGAGUGGUGAUCGGCACCAGGGAAAGCAAAGGAGGGUCCAACACUGUGUGGAAUACGCCUUUCCUGUUUGACCUGCCUCCAGGAGACGUUAGCCAGCUGCCCCUCAUGAUGGAGUUCAUCAUCAUGCAGGAUCAGGCCCAUUCAAAGAGCACAGUGCUUGGGCGGGUCCUGAUUGGAUCAGAGGCUCCAGAGGCGGGACGUGCACACUGGAGGGACAUGUGCAGCCAGGGCCAGGUGGAGAGGGCACGUUGGCACACGAUACAACCAGAGCCUCUGUAAAACUCUGCCAGAGAGGUCUGUGCUGUAAAACCUAUUUUGUGCUCAGUGGGUCAGAGAUGUGAACCCCGUCAAACUCUGCGGGCACUGGAAUAUCCAAAAUGGGGCAUUAUACUGUAGGUCACCUUCGCCAUAAACUCCACACAGCUGUGCUCAGCCAUAUCACAUUACACAUUUUACUGAUGCUUCCCAUAUGAUGGGUGGAUAGCUGAGCAAUUAGAGGGGAAGGCAGGAUUGAGUAGUGCUUUGCUUUAAAAUGGCCUAAAUACAGAGUAUUAACCUGUGUAUUAACCUAUGGGAGAGUAUUGUAAAUGCAUAGUGUUACUGUAAGUACUUAAUGAAAAUCUCUCUCAGGCCUACAUCACUUUCAAAGGGGCAACAUGUAAGUACAAUUUUCAAUAAGUAUUUACACACUGGUACUUUGUGCAGAACUUUUUCAUAUGUGUUUAUAGGCCUAUUAUAAGCUUAUUGUGAGUGUUAUCUAGGAUUAGCAUAAAAAACUUACUGAGCUGUGCACAAUUUUGGGAAUUACUUUUCAAGCAAAAAUCACUAAUUCACUAAUGACUGACUAUUAAAUUAGAUGUGUUAAGAAAAUGCUCCACAGAUUUUUUUUUUUUUUUUUUUUCUGUUGUUGCAAGACCAUCAAGCCAUGUGGCUAUACAAGCCAAAAUAAUAGUAAUAAAAAGUCAUUUAACAUUUUUCAUGCCUUUAUUGAUACACUAAGUUUAUAUUUCUAAUGGAAACAAUCACUACAUUUUAUAAAUUUAAUACUGAUUUACCAUAGCAAAUAUCAGUUUUAUACCUGAUCAACGUACAUAUUGUUGAAAUUCUUGUUCUGAAUCCAAUGAUACCAAGCAUUUGAUAAACUAGUUUUAUUAAAUAUAGACAUUUGUAUAUCAGGUGUUAUGCAACAAUUUUUAGGUUUCAGCUGAAAAAUACAAAACCCUUAUUGUAAAAAAAAAUGUCGCCAGAGAGUCCUUAUUAAUAACUACUACAAAUAAGAAAAAACAGUUCAGUGGCGUUUGAUGGAUUUUAAAAAAUCCCAACGGCGUUGUGCUCAUCUCAGCCAGCACGAUAAGUCCUGUGAAGGGUUAAUGAGAGCGAGAAAACACAUGGAAUGCCAUUCAUCUCUCUGUCAGAGAAUACUGACAGAAAAAAAAUGUAAGGGUUAGUGAACUUAUGAUAUAGUCUACAUACAGAAAUAUCAUAUUAAACAAAUACUGUAUGGCUUCACUGUCAAAUUUAUUUCUAUAACCCUUCAUCACAAAUCCGUGACGACAAGCUGGAGUGACACAUUUCAUCGUUCAGUUGAUGUGCAGGUAACGUGAAGCACACAAUGUACAUUUCAUACUCUCAUGUAUCUUUCUCUGUUAAUGCAUAAUUCUUGGCAGAUAAAUCCAAAUGCUCUUGUCAGCUGUAGAAUUUUAUAAAUGGAAAAAUGAUGUGCAUAACCAUAUCAUAACUAUCAAUACUAC